Messenger RNA from Galeopterus variegatus (Sunda flying lemur), 3841 nucleotides. It is a transcript of the gene NR2C1, whose product is annotated as nuclear receptor subfamily 2, group C, member 1. The record is from RefSeq and is a predicted model, not a curated record. Gene Ontology annotation, molecular function: zinc ion binding; RNA polymerase II cis-regulatory region sequence-specific DNA binding; nuclear receptor activity. Gene Ontology annotation, biological process: cell differentiation; anatomical structure development; negative regulation of transcription by RNA polymerase II. The transcript has 14 exons. Bases 324 to 2141 code for a protein of 605 amino acids. Lineage: Eukaryota; Metazoa; Chordata; Mammalia; Dermoptera; Cynocephalidae.
GAGGGGCCCCGGGGCGGAGGCCUGAGCUCCCUGCUCCCGGGGCGAUUGCAAAUUCUCCUGCUUACCCUGGACGACCAUAAUGCCCUCCACUUUCACUUUUCUUUUUAACACCACAACGGGCGAGGAGUAUCCGCUGCCUUUGGACGUGUAUCUGGAGGAAAAACAAAUGGAACGGCCCUAGGUCCUCAGUGCACUGGGAAUGCCCAACCUUCCAGUAGCUCUUUUGUUAAGAACCCUGCCUGCAACGCGUGCAAAUAUCAUUUUAUCAAAUGCAGAUGUUGCCAAAUUAUCCCGUAACCUUCAGACAUUUUGACAGUUAGAUCAUGGCAACCAUAGAAGAAAUUGCACAUCAAAUUAUUGAACAACAGAUGGGAGAGAUUGUUACAGAGCAGCAAACUGGGCAGAAAAUCCAGAUUGUGACAGCACUUGAUCAUAACACACAAGGCAAGCAGUUCAUUCUGACAAAUCAUGAUGGCUCUACUCCAAGCAAAGUCAUUCUGGCCAGGCAGGAUUCCACUCCAGGAAAAGUUUUCCUAACAACUCCAGAUGUGUCAGGUGUCAACCAGUUAUUUUUUACAACUCCUGAUCUGUCUGCACAACACCUCCAGCUCUUAACAGAUAAUUCUUCCCCAGACGCGGGACCAAAUAAGAUUUUUGAUCUUUGUGUGGUAUGUGGAGACAGAGCAUCAGGUCGUCAUUAUGGAGCAGUAACUUGUGAAGGUUGCAAAGGAUUUUUUAAAAGAAGCAUUCGAAAAAAUUUAGUAUAUUCAUGUCGAGGAUCAAAAGACUGUAUCAUUAAUAAACACCAUCGAAACCGCUGUCAAUACUGCAGGUUACAGAGAUGUAUUGCGUUUGGAAUGAAACAAGACUCUGUUCAGUGUGAGAGAAAACCCAUAGAAGUAUCACGAGAAAAAUCUUCCAACUGUGCCGCUUCAACAGAAAAAAUCUACAUCCGAAAAGACCUCCGAAGCCCAUUAGCUGCAACUCCAACCUUUGUAACAGAUAGUGAAACUGCAAGGUCAACAGGACUAUUAGAUUCAGGAAUGUUUGUGAAUAUUCAUCAGUCUGGAAUAAAAACUGAGUCACCUGUGCUGAUGACACUAGAUAAGGCUGAAUCAUGUCAGGGAGAUUUAAGUACAUUGGCCAGUGUGGUUACAUCAUUAGCAAAUCUUGGAAAAACUAAAGAUCUUUCUCAAAACAGUAAUGAAAUGUCUGUGAUUGAAAGCUUAAGCAAUGGUGAUACCUCUCUGUGUGAAUUUCACCAAGAAAUGCAGACCAAUGGUGAUGUUUCAAGGGCAUUCGACACUCUUGCAAAAGCAUUGAAUCCUGGAGAGAGCACAGCCUGUCAGAGCUCCAUAGAGGGCAUGGAAGGAGGCGUACACCUAAUUGCUGGAGAUUCGAGCAUAAAUUACAUCGAAAAAGAGGGGCCACUUCUGAGUGAUUCACAUGUAGCUUUCAGGCUCACCAUGCCUUCUCCUAUGCCUGAGUACCUGAAUGUGCACUACAUUGGGGAGUCUGCCUCCAGACUGCUGUUCUUAUCAAUGCACUGGGCACUUUCGAUUCCUUCUUUCCAGGCUCUAGGGCAAGAAAACAGCAUAUCAUUGGUGAAAGCUUAUUGGAAUGAACUUUUUACUCUUGGUCUUGCCCAGUGCUGGCAAGUGAUGAAUGUAGCAACUAUAUUAGCAACAUUUGUCAAUUGUCUUCACAAUAGCUUUCAACAAGAUAAAAUGUCAACAGAAAGACGAAAAUUAUUGAUGGAGCACAUCUUCAAACUACAAGAGUUUUGUAACAGCAUGGUUAAGCUCUGCAUUGAUGGAUAUGAAUAUGCCUACCUGAAGGCAAUAGUGCUCUUCAGUCCAGAUCAUCCAGGCUUAGAAAAUAUGGAACAGAUUGAGAAAUGUCAGGAAAAGGCUUAUGUGGAAUUCCAAGAUUAUUUAACCAAAACAUAUCCAGAUGACACCUACAGGUUAUCCAGACUACUUCUCAGAUUGCCAGCUUUGAGAUUGAUGAAUGCUACCAUCACUGAAGAAUUGUUUUUCAAGGGUCUUAUUGGCAAUGUACGAAUUGACAGUGUCAUCCCACAUAUUUUAAAAAUGGAGCCUGCAGAUUAUAACUCUCAAAUAAUUGGUCACAGCAUUUGAAAGCUGAGAUCCUAGUGCUGUAAAUUUAUUGUUCUUUCCCAGAACACAAGAAGACACCAAAUUGAACUCAUUGCUUCCAGGGCAUCUGGAAAUUGUGACUUUAAAGAGUAACCAAAAUCCAAAAGGUAUUUUUUAUUUUAGCUUCCUUAGAAGAAUUUUUGAAGUGACUGGGCAGUCCACAGGAAUUAGAAUUUCCUUUCCUGUCUUAAUCAAGUGAAUAAGAAAUGCUUUGAAUUUAUUCUUGGUGAAGAUGAUAUUUGAAGCUGUCACUUGUUGACUGUCUAAACUAAAAUCUCAUUCUAUUUUACUUUGUAAAACAAAUAAAUUAGUAUUUUUUUCUUGAAUUGUGUUCUAUUCAUAUUUAACUUCAUUAUGAACUAGUACAAACAGUUAAUGGUUAGAAAUCCCUAAGGAGGAGUUAGUUCCUUGCAAUUUACUCUUUCAUAAUACAAUCCGUCUGUUUUAAUUACCAUGUGAAAAGAUUAUUUUAUUCUCAGUGGUAUAAUGAUAAUAGUAGAACUAUGGGAAAUAUUAAUUGAAUAUAUAUUUUUUUGUCUUUUGUAAAUAUGGUGUCCCUUAGCAUAUACUAGGCUCAUUGCUGGCAGUGAGACAUAGGCCAUUCAUGAUCUUAAGAAUUGACAUUUUUAGUGUUGUAUAUUAUUAGUUACAAGCACUUUUUAUUUAUGUAGCAGAAAAUUGUUUUUGAGAAUAAGAUAGGGUUCGUAUUUUACUAUUUUUGGUUUUUACUGCUGUGUUUUAAAAGUAGUAGAGACUAACUGAGCCCAAAAUGUUUCAGUAUUUCAAAAUAGAUAUUAAAGUUGUUGUUCUUCCAUUCCAUAAAAAGCAUCCGACCUCUCUCCCUCUUUUCUGACCUGUGUUAUAGCUUCCUGACUCUGCCAUGGGUUUUAGCCAGUUUUUUCAUUAGAAAAAAAAUCACCCAAUUUGUUAAAUAAUUGAUUUAUCAUAGCCAAUUCAUGUUUUCAAGGUGAGGUAAAUAAUUAUUUUAAAGCAAUUUCUAAUUUUAAAAAAUGAAGAAAUAUGCACUGACUUUUCACUGUAAAGCAGGGGAGGGCUGCUUUAAAAAUAGUGUAAAGAUCAGACUGAAGCCUUGUUAUUGCCACCACAAAAGUAUUUUAGACUCCUUGGAUGUCUUCCACAGUAAUGUUUUCCUUUGCAAAACUGAUACUGUUAAAUAUUUCUUUGCUUUGAUUUCAUGAUGAAUUAUUUUGGUAUGUCUAUUUGUUGAUUUUUAAAACACAAAUAUGGAGAUUUUAUUGCACUUAGAGUACAUUUUUUAUAAAGAUUUUUGCAAAAGAAGAGAAGCUGAAAUUUUUUGUGGGGGGUGUGGAUUUUGCUAAUUACUACUUUAUAAUUAUCAAAAGUUUAAAAAUAUCAACUUACAGACUUUACCAACUUAUUUCCCUAUUUAAAACAUGAUUAUCAUGAACACCUUUACUUAUAAUUAUCAGCUGGGGAAACCACAUUUGGUAUAAAAUACUCAAACGGAAAAAUCAGUAGGUUUAUACCUUUAUAAACUCAGUGUAAUAAGCCAAGGAUUCAGGAAAAUAAUCCUUUAAAAUAAUGUACUAAUGGUUAAUUAAGAUGUUCUUUCCAGUAUUUUUCCUGAUUAAAUUUGUAGUUCUAUUUGGAAAUAUUUUUAAAACUAUAUUAAAAUGUGACUUACGUUACAAAUUUCUGUA